Molecule: messenger RNA, 860 nt
Organism: Selaginella moellendorffii
Lineage: Eukaryota; Viridiplantae; Streptophyta; Lycopodiopsida; Selaginellales; Selaginellaceae
Exons: 2
Coding region: 385-723 (112 amino acids)
Source: RefSeq, a predicted model, not a curated record
GCCGUACGUUCUAGUAAAUCUACCAGACCUAGAAAGCGGCUCCGUACGCUCUUGGUCCGGGACCGAGCCUGUCUCGAGAACGAAGAAGAGGGACUGUCGAUGAUGGUUUGUGUUCUUCGUGGGAGGAGAAGUUUGCCGUUGCGCGGCGAAAAGCCCUAGCGCCUGUCGAUCGAGGGGGAAGGAGGUGCAUUCUCAGCAGGCGACGAGUGGAGCGGCAAUUGUGGUGUGAUCGUAGCGGCCGGUCUCCUAGGGUUUGAAUCCGCGGGACAGGGAUCCGCCGGAGCGCUGUUGAAUUGGCCGGCGGCUUUUCCACGGAUUCCAGCUGCUGCAAGGUAUGCCGUGAUUUGGCGAGGGACACACCGGGGCAUGCUGUGAUCAGCUCGGAUGUUUCCAGCCAUGGCACCGGAGAGGCGAUUGUUUGGCGGAGCUUCCCCUCGCAGUGGAAAUGUGGUUUCGGAAAGGGAGAUUUCCAGACAGCAGUGGCGAGAUUUCUUCGUGGAGGAUCCGAUGGAAGAGGGAUUGAGCGACAUCCAUAUGGCAUCGCGCAGAGCGGAGGAGGCAGGGUACCAGCGACGAAGUCGUGGAUUGCUCGCACGGCAAGCAGCUGUGGGAUCUUUGCAAGGAAAAGUACGAGCCACUGUGGCUCAAAGGAGGGGGUCACUGCAACUUGGAGCUCUAUCCAGAGUAUAUCAGGCACUUGCGCAAGUUUAUCAUGUCUCUUGAGAAAUCCGGUGGCCCAAGGAACGCCAAAGGACCCGGUCUUACUAACGAGAAAGAAAAAAACGCUUGUAUUUUUAUGAAACAGUUCCUACAGAUAGACCACCGCUCAUUACAAGAGCCUUUACGCUGCUCGCUUCAAA